Molecule: messenger RNA, 154 nt
Organism: Scutellospora calospora
Lineage: Eukaryota; Fungi; Glomeromycota; Glomeromycetes; Diversisporales; Gigasporaceae
Source: the annotation of a GenBank genome assembly
GUCUAGCACAAGACUUGUAAAAUUGAUUGUAGAAAUUAAAAAGUUAAAAAUACCUCAUGAAUCAAAACAACAAAAGAAACAGAAGAAUGAUUUAAAGCAAUAUAGUUGCAAAAAUAGUUCAGAACCUGAAGAAACAAAUAAGAUCUGUAAAUGA